AUGUCAGAGGAUGAUUCAAAUUCAGUUCUUGAAGUAUCUGCUCCAAUUAAAGGUAGACUAUAAAGGGCAAAAAGUACAGAUGAAGAAAAAGAUGAAUAAUAAAAGGAUGUAUUUAAGGCAGAAUAACCUGAUUCUAUUGAAAUUAGUGAUCAAAGUGAUAUAUAAGAGGUAGAAAAUAAAAAGAGAUAGAAAAAAUAAAAUUAAAAUUCAUAGAAACCUCGCAAACCUAGAUAAAAAAAAUAGAAUGAAAAUGCCGCCAAUUAAAAUGAGGAAAAUUAAGAAAAAUAAAAUAAGGAAAAACCAACAAAAUAAGUAAAGACAAAAAAGAAAACAGUAGAAACUAAUGAGAAGACUAUUGAAAAUUUACUAAAUAAAAAGUUUAUAUAAGCAGAAGAGGAAGAUGAGCCUCCAAGAAGAGAAAUGGAAAUAGAAUAUGAAAGUAAUAGAAAUGAUAGAGAUACUUUUGGUAUUGAUAAUAAAUAAAAUAAAAGAAAAGCUUAAAAUGCUAAAAAUAUCAAUUAACUUAUUAAAAAUAGACAUAAAUUUUUUACAGAAUUUGAGGAUACACCAUUUGAAUUUUAAAAUGAAAACUAAAAUUAUUAAGAAAUAGAUACUGAUUAAUUUGAAUUAAAAUUUGAAAAAUAAUAAGUAGAAGAAAGUGCAAUUAAAUAAAAAGCAAAACGAGAUAUGUUAAAUAAAGUUUAAUAAUAUAAAUAAAAUGUACUUGUUUUUGGAGAUUAAUAAAAAUCAUAAAAAUCAUUAUUAUCUAGUACUUUCUUACCUUCAUAAGAUUAAGAAUAAAAUGGAAAUAAUAUACCUAAAAUUCCUUAAAUAAUAAAAACAGCAUCAUUUAUAUAAGAAGAACAAAAUUAGAGAUUAGAUGGAGAAUCUAGAAAUUCAUUAUUAAGAAAAACCUAUUCAAUGGGAUUGAAAAAAGGAUUAUCAUAAGAAGAUAAUGAAGAUCCAGAAUUAUAAUUAUUUAUACCUAAAAUUAAUGGGGCUAAAGAUAAAAUUUUUGAACAUACAUUAUUUUUAAAUAAAAUUAAAUAGAAAGGAUUUGAUAGGGUUGUAUAAACAUCUACAAGUUUAAAUAAUAGUAAUAAAGCUUAUUCAAGAAGUGAAUUUUAAUAAAUAUUAUAAUAAAAAUAAGUUGAACAUAAAGCUAAUAAAAUUAAUUUAUCAUUAAAUGAAUUAAUGAAUAGAUUUUAAAGUACUACUUUUGAAUAAAUUGAAUAAAGAAGAUAAUAAAAUUAAUAAGUAAAUAAUAAUGGUUAGGAUGAUGAUGAUGAUUCAUCACCUGAUGAAGAUUUUGUACCUAAAUAAAAUGAAUUAAAUUAAGAAAGUGAAGAUAUUGAUGAUGGAAGUAGUUAAAGUAGUUAAGAUAAUAAAAUAAUAGAUGAUAAAGUUAAAGAAUCUAAAUAAACAGAAAAAGAAAUAGAAGAAUAAGAAAAUAAUGAAGUUAAAAAAGAAAAAGAAUAUGGUAUUAUAAUAGAGGAAAAAUCAGAUGUAAUGAGUAAAAUAGAUGAUGAAGAAUUUUAAUAACUUUAAUAAAUAAAAAAUAGAAAAUUAAAUUAAAAUAAUGAUUAACAUUAAUCAGAUGCUGAUGAAGAAAAUGAGAAUUAGAAUGAAAAUGAAGAUGAAGAUGAAGAAGAUGAAGAGGAAGAAAAUAAAAAAGAUGAUGAUAAUAAUAAAGAAGAUCAUAAAGUAUAAGAAAACAAAAAAUUCAAUAAACUUGCUUAAAUUGAUAUUAGUGAUGAUGAUGAUUAAUAAGCAGAUGAGAUAAAUGAAGAUGAUUUAAAUAUGUUUAGACGUUUAAAAAAGGUUUCUACUAUGUUUAAGGAAAGAAAGAGAAAAGAAAAGGAAUUAGAGGAGAAAAAGAAAUUAAAAUUAGAGAGAUAGAAAGAAAGAGAAAAAAUGAAGAAAUAUAUUGAAUCAAAUUUAGUAGAGGAUUAAGCAGAAUAAGGAUCUGAUAAUGAAUCUCAUGAUGAUGUUGUUAAAGAGAUUAAAGAUGAUGAUGAAGAGGAAGAUAAUGAAGUAAUAGAAAAAGAAUUAUUGGAAAUGAUUGAUGAUAAGAUAGAAGAUUUAGAUGAAGGAAAUGAAAUUAGAGCAUUUUAAAUAUUUAUGGAUAGAAUACAUGCAUAAGAAAAAGAAGAUAUUAAAAAGAUAUUAAAAGGAGAAUUUAAAAGAAGAAAUGGAAAAGUAUCUAAUAUAGAUUUAAUAAAUAUGGAAUAGACUGAAGAAGAAAAAUAAGCUAGAUUAAUGCAUAAAUUUGAAGAAAGUGAAGAAGAAAAUUAUGAUUCUGAUUUUGAAAAUUAUUUAAAAAUGAGUAAAAAUUAAAAAAAAGAAUUUUUAAAAGAAAAAAAAUUGUAAAAGAUUUUAUAAGCUUAAAAAGAAAUGAAUUUAUAAACUAAAAAAAAUAGAUUGCAAGAAUAAUAAUUAUUUUAACCAGAUCUUUUGAAAGUUGUAGAAAAAGCUAAAAAAAAAUAAUAAGAAACUAUAUAAAAAAAAAUGACAUAAAAACCACCUUCAUUUGGAUAAUCUCUUUAAUUAUAAUCAAAAAUUAAUGAAAACUCAAAUGCACAUAAUUCAAAUUCAAUGUAGUAGAUAAAUGUCUAAAAAAAGAAUAUCAAAUAAUAAUAAAAUAAUACAAGUUAUGCAAUAAAUAGACUUUUUUCUGAUAAUUUAAAUUCAAAAGGAUAAUAAUUAUAAAAAUCACCUAACAAAGCAGUUUUAUUAAUGAAAAAAAAAUGA
Messenger RNA from Paramecium primaurelia, 2751 nucleotides. NCBI's taxonomy places the organism in Eukaryota, Ciliophora, Oligohymenophorea, Peniculida, Parameciidae. The record is from the annotation of a GenBank genome assembly.